GCUGACCUCCCAGCGCAUGUAUUUGCUGCCAUCAGUGAAGAGGCUGCUGCUGGGAAAAAAAAAAAGGGGGGGGUGGAUAUUAAUGCGCACCUUCACCCUCCUCCAGUCAUUAGGUGUGGGUGCCCCCCCUCUCCGGAGGGGUGGGGGGGUGUGUCCCGGCAUACACCACCUUUUCUCCUUUUCUCCAUCAACACCAAACCCCCCCCCCGCAUCGUUUCCCCCCACCCAACACACACACACACCCCCCCCAAAAAAUAAAAAAAAAAGCGCCCCAAAACGCUGUCGUUUGGCUGGCGGGCUGGCUGAGCGUGGCGGAGGGAUGUGUACAUAUCGCGUGUGAGGGGAGAGAGGAGGGAAAAAAAAAAAAAGAAGAAAAAAAAAAAAAAAAAGCCACACCACCGGGAUUUUGAGGAAUUUGCCUGUGGUGUUAAAGGGAAGGAGCAGAGUUACAGAGAAAUUGAGAGAGAGAGCUCUACCUACCGACAGAUUACAAGAGAAGUCAAGAGCACCGAGAACCAACCGUACAGACACACAGAGGCACCAUGAAACGCCUUUGAGAUCGCAUUAAAAAAAAAAAAAAAAAAAAAAGCCACUAAAAAGCAGGACUUGAGACAGUCCAGGGACAAUCUCGCACUAAUCUAGAAUUAAAGCCGUCUUUUUUUUUUUUUUUUGCCUUUUUUUCCUUUUUUUCUCUUUUUUUUUUUUUUUUUUUUUUUUUUUUUUUGCAUGCGAGGGUCAUGAGUUCCUACUUUGUAAAUCCUCUCUUUUCCAAGUACAAAGGCGGUGAAUCGCUGGAGCCAACUUACUACGACUGCAGAUUUCCACAAAGUGUUAGCAGGAGCCAUGCUCUCGUGUAUGGUCCGGGCACUACUGCUCCCACCUUCCAGCACCCUUCACACCACGUCCAAGAGUUUUUCCACCACGGAACCUCCAGCAUCUCCAACUCUGGAUACCAGCAAAACCCAUGCGCCUUGGCGUGUCACGGAGACGCUUCUAAAUUCUAUGGAUAUGAAGCUCUACCGAGGCAAUCGCUUUAUGGUGCUCAGCAAGAGACGACUGUUGUACAAUAUCCUGACUGUAAAUCGUCUUCCAACAGUAACUCUAGCGAGGGACAAGGGCAUUUAAAUCAAAAUUCGUCUCCCAGUCUCAUGUUCCCAUGGAUGAGACCUCACGCUCCCGGAAGACGCAGUGGCAGACAAACUUACAGCCGGUACCAGACCCUGGAGUUAGAAAAGGAGUUCCUCUUCAACCCGUAUUUGACACGGAAGCGGCGGAUUGAGGUCUCUCACGCCCUGGGACUGACCGAGAGACAAGUGAAGAUCUGGUUCCAGAACAGGAGGAUGAAGUGGAAAAAAGAAAACAAUAAAGAUAAGCUGCCGGGGGCCAGGGACGAGGAGAAAACGGAAGAAGAAGGGAAUGAAGAAGAGGAAAAAGAAGAGGAGGAAAAAGAAGAAAGCAAGGACUGAGUUCUCAGCCCCUUGAAGUCUCGUUUUAUGGCAGAUGAUAAAUCGAGAUGUUUACGACGGUCAUUUGCUUUUAUAGAGUAUAGAAUGGAGAGGCUCACACAGCAGUAACUACCUGUCAAACAGUUGUAGCCUUUUUUAUUGUCAUAGAAACUUCCCCUACUUCCCCCCCCCCCCCCCCAUUUUUUUUAAUAGCUGCAUUUUUAGUUCAAUAAAUACAUAGUUGGCUUGACUGCAAGAGCAGGGAGGGGAAGGGGGGGAACGCAAAAAUUAAAUGAUCCAGCAAAGCAAACCCACCCCCAACCCCCAGCAGUCCCAAGCCAAGCCUGGAAGCGAAUGUCACUGCUCGUCCCCUGCUCCCGCCUGCGAAGCUGCGCACACGGAUGGGUGCAGGAUUAUGUAUUUGUUUGAACAGCUUUGACUUUGCCUUUCUUUUUUUUUUUUUUUUUCAAUUAUUAUUUAAAAACAAACAAACAAAAAAGCAGCAGCAGCUUGGUUUUGCCUCUCCCGCCUGACCCCAGGGGAAGUGCGAGGGUGCUUCCAGCUCCCUUAGCCUGUUUGUGUAGUGUCUGUCUAUCUGUGGAGAUCUCCAUUCCUACCAGCCAUUUAUCAAUUCCCUCGGAGGGGCCGUUCCUGCAGCCCCUGCCAGAUAAGAAGAGGAGCUUGGAGGGUGAGCAUACCUGGUAGCGCCCGCAAACACCCCCCCCCGCCACCCCCCCACCCCCAUUUCUAUAGGAUUGAGGCUUGUAUAUACCUUGAUAGGCCAAAAUACGCAACCCAACCCUUCCUUGUUUCUAUAGGCGCUGUUUACCCUUUGCCUGUGUGAGCACUCGAAAUUCUUCACGUACUACCUAAAGGGAAAACCUGCAAUAAUUAUCAAAUCUAUUAUCAACAAGGGGCUUACAGAACCGAAAUUUUACUUGGUCAGAAUUUAUUUAAGAGAGAGAAAGCUGUGUUUUUGCCCUGAUGCAAGCUACUAAGUAGCAUAAAAUGAUAAUAAAAAAUACAAUAAAAAAACCCAACCAACCUUGUAUUGUACUUUAUCACUACCUAUAGAAGGAGUCAUGCUUUGAAAGUAUUUGUAAUGCGGUUUUAUUGUCGUUUGUUGCUGCUUAUUUUCUUGGAAAAAAAAAAUAAUAAAAAAAAAAAUUCCCAACAACUGAAACUGCCUAGUUGAGAACGCACAGUAUUGUAUUAUUUUAUUGUGCUUAUAAAGUAGUGUAGAACUAAAUUGCACUGAAUGUAUAGUUAUCUAUUUGUCUUGACUUAUCUGUUAAUGCAACAUGCUCGAAACAAGAAAAAAAAAAAAGAAGAAAAAAUCGUCAUUUGUUUUAUGUAAAAGCAUAGUUCUGCGUGUUCAAACUCUGAAUGUAGCAAUUACCGCCAGAAAAAAGAAAAAGAAAAAAAAAAAAACACAUUUCUGGACACCGUGGAUUUGUAUUGUAUACGUGAGACAUUACGUAAAUAAUAAUAAUAAUAAUUAAUAAUAAUAAUAAUAAAAGAUUUUAAAA
Phalacrocorax carbo (great cormorant) is the source of this 2974-nucleotide messenger RNA. The record is from RefSeq and is a predicted model, not a curated record. NCBI's taxonomy places the organism in Eukaryota, Metazoa, Chordata, Aves, Suliformes, Phalacrocoracidae.